Messenger RNA from Argentina anserina (silverweed cinquefoil), 753 nucleotides. Its product is annotated as pEARLI1-like lipid transfer protein 1. The transcript has a single exon. The coding region runs from base 98 to 562 and encodes 154 amino acids. NCBI's taxonomy places the organism in Eukaryota, Viridiplantae, Streptophyta, Magnoliopsida, Rosales, Rosaceae. The record is from RefSeq and is a predicted model, not a curated record.
AUUGCUAAACCUCACAAUCUUCUUGCCUAUAAAUCAAGGCAACCCUCCCUCUAGUGAAACCUCACAAGUUCAUUACUAUCCCACUUCUUUUGCAGCAAUGGCUUCUUCUAUCAAGCUCUCUGCAACACUUCUUAUAUUCACCAUCCUUCUCUACUCUUCAAGAAUCUCCAGUGCGUGCGGUACAUGCAAACCUGCACCGGAACCACCAAAACCACCACCAACACCACCACCCUGCUCACCACCUGCAGCAGCACCACCAGUACCGACACCAACACCAGUGACACCGGCACCAGCACCAGGCACCGAGACUUGCCCAAGAGACACGUUGAAGCUAGGGGUUUGUGCGGACCUUCUGGGGCUUGUGAACAUUCAACUUGGAUCGCCGGCAACCAGUCCCUGCUGUGCACUGCUUGAAGGCUUGGCUGAUUCAGAAGCUGCCCUUUGUCUUUGCACCGCGCUGAAGGCCAAUAUUCUUGGUAUUAACCUGAACGUGCCGAUAUCUUUGAGCUUGCUUCUUAGUGCUUGCCAGAAAAAUGUCCCUCCUAGCUUUCAAUGCGAAUAAGGUGAUUAAUCUUGUGCUUAAACAGUCUAAGUCGUCUUUAAAUUAAUGUUUGAGUAUUGGUGUUUGUCUGUUUUCACUUUGUCUUGCUUUGUACUUUAGUCGACGUAUGUGGGAGUAAUGCUGAAUUUGGUUCAAUAACGAGGCGAGCCUGUUUGCCUGAAUAAAUAUUCAGUAACUCUUCUUGUCGUAAU